ACAAUGACAUGCAGAAUAAUUCGUGGAUCAGCGGCCACUGCUUCUUCAUCCAGCAGUCAGCGGUGUUCAGUAACCACUGUACAAGACCGGUUUGGCACGGCAUCUGAUGUCGGAAUGAGCAAUGUUGGGCUGUCCAAUGAGCAGUGCAGAAGUGACCAGAGGUCAUCUCCUGUGCUUGUUUCAAGAAGUGGGGCGCACCACCGAGAUAAAGGCCAGACAAACACGCUACCAGGGAGUGCUGAUGCUACAGCUUCUCAGAAACGCGUGCUGUCGUUGCUCCACUUCAUCAGGUAUGAAGUUCAAGACCAUUCGGGCCUUCUAACGCGCAUUCUGUCAAAGUUAGACAGAAACAUGACGAAAAAGUUGAGUAGACGUCAGCCAACGGCAAGAGCACUCCGGAAGCCGUACAGUGCUUUAUCACUGGCGAUUUGACUACGAAGACCUAUUCUGACAGCCUGGAAUAUAGCUGCGUCUCCGAAGUCUGGGUCACUGAAAGUCAGCCGGUAACUACGGUUACAAACACUUAUGUAUACGAAAAUUAUACUCGUUUUGGUUAACCCCAACAAGUAUCACUUUCGCAAAAGAUGCUCAUGAUUUAUAGAAUCGAAAGCUUUUGAUAAAUCCAAAGAAAGCGCAGCAGCUACAAGGUUCAUGUCAAGUGGAGA
This is a messenger RNA of Ornithodoros turicata, 665 nucleotides long. RefSeq lists its product as uncharacterized. The transcript is spliced from 4 exons. The coding region runs from base 4 to 432 and encodes 142 amino acids. The record is from RefSeq and is a predicted model, not a curated record. NCBI's taxonomy places the organism in Eukaryota, Metazoa, Arthropoda, Arachnida, Ixodida, Argasidae.